Messenger RNA from Anopheles arabiensis, 1466 nucleotides. RefSeq lists its product as uncharacterized. Bases 294 to 860 code for a protein of 188 amino acids. The record is from RefSeq and is a predicted model, not a curated record. The transcript has 2 exons. Gene Ontology annotation, biological process: regulation of cell cycle. Lineage: Eukaryota; Metazoa; Arthropoda; Insecta; Diptera; Culicidae. Gene Ontology annotation, cellular component: cytoplasm; nucleus.
CACCCUUACGCGAGUGGGGAUGGUGUCUAUAAAAGCAUGCGCAGCCGACUUUGCUUCGUGUAUUUUACAUUCAGCAAGCAACGUGUAACGUUUUCGCUCGGGACGGUGUUUCGUGUUUGACGCCGACUAUAUUACACUCAAACAGUGACGCGUGUGUGCCCCUGCUACGCUAUUAGCGUGUGCCAAAUCCAUAUAUCCGUGUGCGAGACACAAACUCCGCAAACAAGCGCUUGAAUUACGCAAUAACGGCUACCAAGUGUGAAACGGUGGUGAUAACAAACAAAGCAGACAAAAUGGUGAUAGCGACCAAGAUCCGUACCAGCAGCAUUAGCAGCACGAUUGAGGGUGGUGACAUUGACGCCAAGUUGGCGAACCUGUUCCUCGAUUCGACGACCACCGGCAAAGAGAACGUUGGUGGUGGCGGUGGCGGUGGCGGCGACGGUGGCAUGAUGAUGGUGGAACCGAUCGGGGCCACCGUCCGCCGGGCGCUGGUUGCCGCAAGCCGGGAGGACCGUGCCAUCGUCGGAUUGUCGGAAUCGAUAAACGCACUCUCGAAGACGCCGGAGGAUUUUCUCUUCUGCUUUCUGGCCGCCUCGGGCAAUCCCGCCAACCACAUGCAUCAGGUGCUGCUGGAGGCGUUCUGUUUCGAGCAUGAUAUUUACAUAAUUAAGGUUGAUAGUGCAGAAAAGUUAAGCCGCAUGCUCGGGACGCCGCGCGUUGAGUCCUGUGCCUUGCUGCAAAAGAGUUGGUCCGAGGGACGGACGGAAACCAUCACCGACGUGGAGGACCAGCUCGUCGACUACUGCGAGGAGCAUUGGGAAGCUCCAAUCAAGCCAAUCGUUAAGCUACCAGAAAAGUAACCCUCGCCACCUGCACUGUCCUCAGUGACCAAUGCCUACUGAGAAAACACAACAAAGCUGAAAAAACACCUUGACGACAGGUCAAAGUGUCCCGCGGAGAGGAGACUCAUGUCCGAGCUGCUCCUUCUGAUCCGUUUGCCUGCGAAUGGAUGGCGAAGCGGUUGGAACGGUUCCGACGGAACAGAAAAAGUGAGCGAGAAAACGUGUGCAUUCCUGAAACUGUCUAAUCGAUUGCUAUAAUGCGGUUUGAUUUCACUACGGUGCGAAAUCACGGUGCAAGUGAAAUCUACCGGGUGUGUGCGUCGAUAAAUCAUUGUGCUGCACGAGUGAUCAACAGACUUAAGGGAGCAAGAACUAUUAGUGCGAUGGAGAUGAUGCAAAUGGACGCGACAGUGUUACAAACACAGUGUUUUUACAACAGUUACAAGAACAUUACAACAUUAACGCCGAAGUGUGUGUGCGUGUCGUUAUAGGCACCACUACCAUCACAAGUGCUACACUAUUGCUACCGUUUAUGUUACUACAGCAUAUAAUGUAGGUUUAAAACCCCCAACUAAACAUGUGUAAUAAAGCAAACGAGACAACUUUUGUGAAUGAAAUUCAUAA